Messenger RNA from Fusarium coffeatum, 5490 nucleotides. RefSeq lists its product as uncharacterized. Lineage: Eukaryota; Fungi; Ascomycota; Sordariomycetes; Hypocreales; Nectriaceae. The record is from RefSeq and is a predicted model, not a curated record. Gene Ontology annotation, biological process: proteasome assembly. Gene Ontology annotation, cellular component: cytoplasm; nucleus. Gene Ontology annotation, molecular function: molecular adaptor activity. The transcript has a single exon. The coding region runs from base 1 to 5490 and encodes 1829 amino acids.
AUGGCGGCGCCUUCAACGAAAGAAAGAGAGCUCCAGCUUCUAGAUAGUGUGGAACUCAAGAUCCUGGGCGUUGCCAACAAGGAGAAGAAGCUACACGAAUUGUUACAACGAUAUCUUCCGCCUGUCAUUGUCAAGGCUGCUAGCGAACAUGCUCCGGUUCGAGCUAAAGUCGUUCAGAUCUUCUCCAGACUAAAGACAUUUAUCCAACCGUCAGAGGUCAUCCUACCUGUUGGUGCCCUUCUUGAUCAGUACAAGUCAAAUGACUCUCCACUAGUCAAACAGCUUGAUAUCUCAGGGAUACAACACAGCGUAGAGCGCCUGGAUGACUAUGAACGAAGAGAGCUUAUCCCCAAAGCUUUAGCUGGUUUCUCCAAGGACAAAGGGCUUGCUCGAGCUGGACCUUUCUUCAACAUCAUUCUUCGACUUCUUCUGGAUGCCCGGAUACCACCAAGAGGCAGCAAAGAUGACACCGAAUACCGACAAGCGAUCGGACUCUCUGAUGAAGCUGAUGCGAAAUUCCUUGCCAACCUUAUUAGCAUCUUUCUACGACUACGGAACCCUACGCAAAACCAGAACUGGACCGAAGCAAACCCGACUCUAACCAAAUCCGAGCUCGAGUCGCUCGCUGUGGAGAGUCCAGAGUCGCAAAAGGUCUUUGAGAGAAUGUCAGAGCUAAAACUCAAGCUCGUUGCCUUACUCGCAAGUGGCGCCUUCACCGACGAGGAAAAGUUCCUACCUGCACUUUAUGCUGCUUCAAGUUUCGAUAACAGGCUAGUGUCUGCUGCUGAGGAAGUGUUGAAGCGAAGUUCCGUCUCCAUGGAGGAUGAGACUCUUGUGAAGCGUCUGUUUCAUGCUCACUCGAUACUACCAUCGACAUACCGAACUCGUAUUCUCAACAUGCUCUCAAAAUCCACAAUCUCAGCAACUAUGUCUGACGACAUUAUGAAUGUUGUCAAGCUCAACUUCUCGACUGCAGAUGAAGCCUCAGACACCUUUUCACAAAGCUUACUACCGAAAAGUACAUUGGAACAAGUCAAACUCCACACUGCUGCGUUCCAAUACCUUGCUUGGGUAGCUCGUGUUGGGCCUUCACAAGAAGGAUUUGACAUUGCUGUUCCUCUAAUCAACACCAUGAGCGGCUUCAUCGAGGGAGACGGCUGGCCUGUCCCCGAGAGGACAUCGCACGACGAUAUUGCACUUCGAUCCAAGGCAUACGAGACAAUCGGUGUACUGGCGAGAAGCGCCAAUAUGCCUAUCGAAACGCGACUAAACCUUGCCGGAUGGCUUUUCAAGUCUUUGUCCCAAGAUCCUACCAACGACGCCGUUGUUAACAUUGAUGGCGCCCUUUCUAGCUUGACUACCAACAUUCCAGCUACUGCAGGCAGUGAGUCUGAAGAAUUGAAGGCAAUGUUGCUCACAUACAUGUCUCUUCCUGACGAGCCCCCUGUUAUCAGGAGUACUCGUCAUGCUGUGGUCAAGUGGGCGAACCAGUGCCUUACAUUUUCCGAUAUCCUUGGCCGUUGGAUCGAUGUUCUAGCAAUCGGAGCUCACCAAGAUGAGAGAAGCGAUGUUAUUGAACAAGGCCAUAAAGGUCUAGAUCCUUGGACUUACCACGCACAUGCCGAGGCAGACCCUGCCCUGCCGGACUGGAUGGAAAUGGUGGCCGUCUUCUUUGGAUCUCAGAUCACGCCAGAAACACACGCUGAUGCAGCUCCACCUGAUCUCAAAUUCCAUCACUCUGUGUUUGAGAACUUUGAGGGAUGUCGAAAAGCUGCUUUCCCUGUUGCAUUGAAGUACUGCAAGCACAUCAUGUUCCUUACCGCUCUCAAGGACUUUGAGGUGCAACCUGAUUGGAUGCAGACCCUUGAUGCUAGAGUCAAGACUGAUAUCAAGACUCGAGAGAAGAUUCUUGGGUAUUUGCACACUGUCGAUAGUGCGUAUGUUGUCUUUUACCUCAAGGCUUGUCUGGAUGGAGCCUAUCUCAAAGACUCCCCGAUCACCGAAGAAUGUCUGCGUUGCUUCGUUGACGUUGCCUCCCUUAGCCCUGGUGGUGCACUGGGAUACUUGACCGACUCCAGCGAGGGUCUCUUCAAGUUGAUAAAGUCAAACAACAAGGAGAUCCGAUCACUAACAGCGCGAGCUAUGGGUAUCCUCGUGUCACAUUUAGCAAAUGACGCUACUACUAUCAACAACUACCGUCAAACUUUGAUCUCGUUCUAUGAGAAUGCUGAAAAGUUGGUUGGACCUGAACUCAACGCGGCAGAGGGAGGACUACUAGCAUACAGUUACGUGUGCUCACGCAGCGUCUACUAUGGACAGCCAGUACCUGAAGAUGUCUCCUAUCCCCUGCACCUUCUCACAGGCGAGAAUAUACGCUCCUCUCUAUAUGAAACUGCACUGGAGGCUUUUGCUCAGCUAUGGACUGCUGGUCUGGCUAUUCCUCAACGCGAAGGAGACCAUCCUCUGGAAACAGUCAUCAGCAAGCUCGUCACCCAAGCGAAGAAGGGCAACGAGAAAGCAAUUCUUGCACUUGGGAGAUUGGCCGCUGGAUUGAGCGAAAGUGAAGAGACCGAAAAGGAGAGUGAAGAUGGCUGGUCACACGGAAUUAUUGGCAACAUUCUCAAGGAAUUGUUUGCUCUGCACGAGAUCAAGCAAGUCGAGGUUCAAUUCACCGUCGGAGAUGCAAUCACUGCAACCUUGGCGCGAUGGGAAUCCGACUACGUCAGGUUGACUUUGGACGUCGAAUCUCGCAGCUGUAUUCAGAAGCGCAAUGGUUCUAGGGGAACACUUCUUACUGCCGUUCUCAACAAGAUCUUCGCAGACUGCAAAGCCACAAAGCCAUCGCUGCUCAAGGCUUCGGGCAUCUGGCUGUUCUGUAUUGUUCAGUACUGUUCCCAUUUGGAAGAAGUACAGUCAAGGCUACGUGAGAUCCAAGCUUCUUUCAUGAGACUUCUCAGUGCGCGUGACGAGCUCGUGCAAGAAACUGCCUCUCGUGGUUUGUCUUUGGUUUAUGAACGUGGUGAUGCGGAUCUCAAGAGUGCCCUUGUUAAGGAUCUUGUCUCUGCAUUUACAGGCACUGGCACUCAGCUCAAGGUUGACCAAGAGACAGAACUCUUUGAGCCUGGUGCACUUCCAACUGGUGAGGGCAACUCAAUUACUUCCUACAAGGACAUUGUCAAUCUUGCCAAUGAAGUUGGUGAUCAGAGACUUGUGUACAAGUUCAUGUCGCUGGCUGCAAAUGCUGCAACCUGGUCAACCCGUUCUGCUUUUGGUCGCUUUGGCCUCAGCAACAUCCUGUCAGAAUCGGAAGUUGACCCAAAGCUGUAUCCUAAGCUUUACCGUUACCGAUUCGACCCUAACCAGAAUGUCCAAAGGUCCAUGGAUGACAUCUGGAAGGCACUUGUCACAGACACAGGCGCCGUUCUCAGCACGCACUUUGAUGAUAUUUUAGACGAUCUUCUCAAGAGUAUUCUGGGCCGAGAAUGGCGUAUGCGAGAAGCAAGUUGUGCAGCCAUCUCCGAAUUGAUCCAGGGUCAACCAUUCGUCAAAUAUGAGAAGCGAUACCGAGAGAUUUGGACCUCAGCUCUGAAAGUCCUUGAUGAUGUAAAGGGCUCUGUCAGAGAAGCCGCUUUUAAACUCUGCAGAACUCUAUCCAACACUCUUGUUCGUCAACUCGAGGAGGGAACCAGUGGAUCUGCUGCCCAGGGGAUGAUGAAAGAAGCUCUUCCAUUCCUUCUUUCUGAUAAGGGUAUUGAAAGCUCGGCCAAGGAGGUUCAAGCCUUUGCAGCUAUUACUGUCAUUGAGCUUACCAAAAAGGGCGGCAAGGCUCUCCGGCCAUUCAUCCCAGACAUGGUUCCUCAACUCCUGGGUUUGUUGAGUUCCAUCGAACCCGAGCAGAUCAAUUGGCACUACCAACGAGCUGGAGAAGAUAGCAGAGACCAAAUCGACAAAAUCCGAUCACAAAUGGUGAACCGGUCUCCCAUUUCGGAAGCCAUCGAGAACUCACUGCGUUUUAUUGAUGCAGAUGUCAUGGCGGAACUGGCACCUCAAUUGGAAAACACCAUCAAGACUGCGAUUGGUAUGCCAACAAAGAUUGGAUGCAGCAGGGUUCUAACAACACUGUUCACACGCCAUACAAACGACGUCAAAGGUGUCAGCAACAAGUUCCUGCAGAUUAUGGAGAAGCAGACUAUGGACAAGAAUGACGAAGUCAGUCAAGCAUAUGCUCGUGCUACCGCGUACAUGUUGAGAGUUGCAUCAGACUCAGCCAAGACUCGUUUCUGCAAAAAGUUCAUUGAUAUGUACUUUGCAGCAGAGGAAGAGACACGUCGUCAAAAGAUUGCAGAUGUGAUUGUGGCGUUGGCCAAGGUCUCACCUGAUCAUUUCACUGCACUCGAGACUCAACUGCUGCCGUUCUCUUUUCUGGGUUCUCAUGAUACUGAUGAGUAUACUGCCAAGGUGUUCAAGGAAGUAUGGGAACAGCACGCUGGAAGCAGCCGCACUGUCGUUCGCUACGUCCCAGAGAUUGUUUCCCUUGUGGAAAGAUGCUUGGACACUGCGCAAUGGGCUCUGCGACAUGGCGGAGCUUUCACUGUAGCUGCAAUGGUAUCUGAUGUUGCAAGCGCAAGCGACGCCAGUGGUCAAAUUAGCGAUGCCAACUUGACCAAGAUCUGGCCAGUCUUUGAGAAGACACUGGCUCUGAAGACCUUUGAAGGCAAAGAAAAGCUCCUUGACUCUUAUCCUCAAUUUGUUGAGAAGGGCCGCAGUCUCUGGUCUUCAGACUCCAAAAUUGCUGCGCAGAUGGAGAAGAUUGCUCUUCGAGAGGCAAAGCGCAACAAUGAUGAGUACCGUGUUCAUGCAUUCAGCUGUCUAUGGAAGUUUGCCAAGGCUCGCGAUGAUCUAGAGAUGCUCGACAAGAUCACAGAAGUUGUGACACCCUACCUUGAUGAGUUGAAGGGCGAAGAUGACAAUGAGGACAAGAUGGAUAUCGAUUCAAAGGAUCACGCCAAGAAGGAGCAGCUUGCUGAAAAGACUGCCUCCAACGGCUUUGAAGCUAUCGCUCGAGGAUACAACCGCACAACCAUCAAGCAGGAUUCCCUUCCAGUCGUGACAAAGAUCAUCAACAUCCUCAAGCCUUACCUCGAAAGCCCCAACUUUGCUUCAAUCAAGCGACAAGUUUGGUACGAGUGUGUUCGCGAUCUCAUGGAUGAUGCAGUAUCUCCGUCAAAGCAGCAAAACGACGAAGGCGCCGUGGCGUUGACUUAUCUUUUGAGUCUUGAUAUCGACUUGGUUGAUACUGGCACUGAAUCACAGAGAGUCAUGAGGGCUAAGGCUGUGGGUGCUUUGUUUAAGGCAAAGGCGAGAGGUGUGUUUGGUCAGAGUGGUCCCGAUGGGGCUCAGUUGAAGGGGAUGGUUAGCAGGGCUUUGGAAGCUGAGAGAUCGCUGGAGGUGCAGAGGGUGUUGAGAGAUAUCCUUGUUGAGAUGGAAUAA